AACUUCCCCCGUGUUCUCUAGGCCUACAUUUUCCUUUUAUCAUGACUCUUGUUUUUAUUAAUACAAAAUGUUCAUAGUCGACAUAUUCUAGCGUCAGCAUUAAAAGCGUCCAAUAAACAGACUGCAGUGCCUGUUCGUACCAACAGUACACAGGCAGUGCAGAGUCUGUUUGUCGUGCGACGUUAAUUACAAUAGAGUUCAAGUUGCUUGCUGAACUUGAGCGCGUCGGCCGUCGCGAGCCCCCGCGCGUGGGCACUCUCCCUCAGCCGUGCAGUUUGUCGCUCCAGAUCAGCGGUGCUCUCUGUCGCCAGCGGCGGUCCAGUGCGGAGCCGGAGCGAGGGGCAGCGCCACUCAGCAGCGGGAUUCAAGGCAGUUUGCAGCAGUCGCUUCCAGGAGGAUGGACGCAGAGAUGUGUAGUGGCUGCGCGUAUUAACCUUCAGCAACGGGAGUUUGUCCUACUUUAGAGGGGAGUAGAGAGAGAGAGAGAGAGAGAGAGACAGGGCGGCUCAGAUCUGCGUGAACUUCACCAGCCUUUGGAAGCAGUGAAAAUACCAGGACGCGUUCUUCAGAAGCGUUGAUUCUUUAUGGACGGUAUUACUCAAGCGCUCUUCACGCAGUCAACGGAGUGUGUGUGAGCAGAGGUGGACGCUGCUGUGGGACUCUGGGGAUGUGUAAAGUCUCCAACCGUCCUGGAUCUCUGCAGCUUUUUAAGAGCUGCUCUCUGGGCCUUUGUGCAAGAGUGUGUGUCCUGGGCGUGUUUUCGCCAUGGCUCUAGUUCAGGCACUGCCUGUGCCCACUGAUCACCCCAAACCCAGCGCUGACAUCCAGCAGUGCUGCUCAGUGUCUCACUCCCCCACCGUAGCUGCGGCAGGCAACAUGGGCUCCGUCAGCAGCCUCAUCUCUGGACGUACCUACCAGGAGCGUCACUGCCGAGCUGUCAGCGACUUUGGCGCCAAGUAUCGCAAACCCACACCAGCUACGAGCUGCUUCAGACAGCAAGAGGGCACGCUGCGCAGCGCCAGCUCACAGGAGCAGCUUCUCACCAGCCAGCCUCCUCUACCACCUAAAAACAGGUCCUCUGCCCUCAUCUCUGCUGGCAAUGGCAACUAUGGCUAUUUGAGUGAUGAGCCAGUGGGCGACUGGAAUGAUAAUCAUGUGACCACAUGCAGCCCGUCCAGUGAUACCGAAGAGCCUCCUGAUAACAGAGGCAUGAAUGGUAACAUUGGUGGCCCUCCUCCCAAACUUGUCCCAGUGUCAGGCAGGCUGGAAAAGAGUAUGGAGAAGAUACUGAUCCGUCCCACUGCCUUUAAGCCUGUCGUGCCCAAGAAUCGGAACUCCGUGCAGUACUUGCCUCCACGGUCAGGGGGCAGUCUGUCUGAAAGCCAGGGCAGCCUCAACCUCUUACUUCCUGGCACUGGAGCAGGGUUGGCCUGUACGGAGAAGCGCAAUUCUUACAGUGGGGGGCGCAAUGCGCGGAGUAGCCAGUCCUGCACUAUGUCUGACUCAGGCCGCAACUCUCUCUCCAGCCUACCCACCUACAGCAGCACAGGUUACAGCCUGGCACAGAGCGAGGUACCCACCGGGCACAUGGAAACCACACGCUCUGGCGGUGGCCACGGACACUCUAACUCUGACAGUGGUCGGUCAUCAUCCAGUAAGAGCACGGGGUCUUUAAGUGGCCGUGGCCAGCCCCUCUCAGACAGUGGAUCGUGUGGCCGUUCACCGGCUCCAGGAGAAGGGUAUGAAGGUGUCAUUCGGGAACUUGAGGAGAAGCUGAGGGAAAGAGACCUGGAGCUGCAGCAACUCAGGGACAACCUGGAUGAGAAUGAGGCAGCCAUCUGUCAGGUGUAUGAGGAGAAACAGAAACGUUGUGAACAAGAGUUGGAGGACCUUCGGCAGAGCUGUGCAUCGAAAAUGAAGCAGGUGCAGCUGAAGGCACAGCGGGCGCAACAGAUCCUGCAGUUGCAGGUGUUUCAGCUGCAACAGGAGAAGAAAAAAUUGCAAGAGGACUUCUCCCAACUGCUGCAGGAACGGGAGGCAUUGGAGAGGAGAUGUGCCUCUUUUGAGAAGGAGCAGACUCAGCUAGGUCCUCGUCUAGAAGAGACAAAGUGGGAGGUCUGUCAGAAGUCAGGUGAGAUCUCUCUGCUGAAGCAGCAGCUGAAGGAUGUACAGGCUGAUCUUGGCCAGAAGGCCAGUGAGAUUAUUGCUCUGAAGGCCCAGUUGAGAGAGGCUCGUUCUGAGCUUCAAGCUAGCCAGGUUCGCUCACAGGAAGCCCACGCCACAGCCCGCACUCGUACACUCGAACUUGAAGUUUGCGAGAAUGAGCUGCAGCGUCGUAAAAGCGAAGCGGAGCUCCUGCGGGAGAAGGUAGGCCGUUUGGAGGAAGAGUCCCUCCGUCUUAAAGAGGCCCUGGCAGUGCCCCCGUCCCAAACUCUUCCUUCUAAGGGCCAGUGCAUGAGCUUGCCUCUUCCCCAAAGCCGUGGAGGAAUUGCACACGGGAUUAGCCCUGCUUUCCGGGACAACGGCAGUGAAGAGCAGUUUCUAGCAUACGAGAGCGAUGAAGCGAAAGUGCACCGUCAGAGCGUGGAUGUGCUUCACGGUCUCCGUCAGCAGGUGGACCGACUGCGGGCUGAGCUGAUGUAUGAGAGGAGGCGGAGUGAGGACCAGCUGGAGGCCUUUGAGGAUGAACGCAGGGUGUGGCAGGAGGAGAAAGACAAGGUGAUCCGUUACCAGAAGCAGCUGCAGCAGAACUACAUCCAGAUGUACCGCAGAAACCGAGACCUAGAACGUGUGAUGAGGGAACUUAGUCUUGAGCUGGAGAACAGGGACAUGGAGGAGUUUGACAUGCGUAGCAAUGAGAUCCAUUUCGAGGAGAUCACUGCCACUGAAAUAUAACCCACAUCUCACUCUGCCAUCGCAAAAUGAAUUUCCACUGUGCUUGUGUGAGGAGCACUGGCCUUCACUGCAGUGACAUUUGGCAUGCUUCUCCACACUAUUUCAGAAAGACUUAUGUUCAAGGCAAGUUAUUGUUGUGAUGUCCGCAGAGGCCAGUAAAACAUGGAACGUUUGUAUUUACACAUCUUUAUGAUCACUUCCUGCCUCGGAAACCUGUGAGGGACUUCAGAUGAAUGUACAAUGACUGUGAACAGCAGUUAAUUGAUGCCACUGGUGAAGGGAAGGAUGUCUUCAAAGAUGGUGCUUUGUUCCUGACAAACCCCUGUAGUACAACUAGGGCUGUAAUUUAGCUUAAUUCUGAAAAAAGCCAUGCAAAAAAUAUCGCAUUUAAUCCCCCGUUGACCUGAAACCUGAAUUUUUUUUACACGGGACCUUCAAAAAAGACGUGUUUUUCCAUUCAAAAGCAUCUACACAGUGGUACAGAAUGCAGGGCUCUCAAGAUGUUAUUUUCAAAGUGCAACUACUUUGAAGUGUAAGAUGACAUAAACAGCAAGAUGCGACAUAAUGGCCAAAGACAUUUGUAGCAUACAACGAAUGCUAGAAUGUGUCCUUUGUGAACUACCUUGGGCAGAUUGACAAAUCCAAUUUCUAAAUGGGUUGAUGCGAACUGCAGACCAAUGGUGGGCUUAUGUUUAAUGAUAUCAAAAUAAAAAAAAAUUACGAAUUUCCAUUCAAUACUUUACAUGCCUUUAUUUUCUCAACAAAUAUUGAUGUAUGCAGUUAUUUGAGAUUCAUUUGAUUACUUAAAUUACUUAAUUGGCAGCUUCAAUUAGUUUAAUCGAAUACCACCAUACACACAAUCAGAAAAGACUGUCCCUGCAACGAAAUAUACUGAAAUGGCCAUGAGAUUGAAGAACCAAUGGGAAGAAACACAGCAUGUAGGUUUCAUGGAGUUUCUUAUAUCCUAUAUAGUACAGAGCACACUACUUGCCUCGCCCAUUGUACCAGCAUUAACACUGAUGGGAAGAGACUUGGAGGCACUCUGUUGAGCAUCUCAUGUUAAGUCACAGGAUCUGCAGUUUUUUGCAUUCAUUCUUGGUGUUCUAGUUGUGCUGGUGUUAAGUCCUCAAUAACAUUGUGUCAUAUCUUCUCAGCUACGGCACUAUGCAGCAAGAACUGUCACCUCUCAUCUCACAGCCCUGCUGCUUACGCUACAUUUGAUACUAAUCACUGAUGUAGAAGUGUUAUUUUUAUAAUUAGAUGAUAUAUUAGCAGAUAUAACUAGCAAAUAUAGAGGCAGAUAUAUUUUUUCUUUUCUUUGUGAGUAUUGCCAUGCACACUGUACAGAGUGAAUAGCAUGUGUGCAUGACACCGUAGCAUUUGUGUGGCCAGACAGUCUGGCGUCGAGUCACGUUAUGGCAUCACACAGGUCAACUGGUUGGUUUUUUCCAACCAGUUCUGCUCUGUUACGACAUAGUUGAUGAAUGCAUAGAUAUUAUGUUAGAUUUGCAUACAAUCUGAGAAAUACUAAUCAAACGUUUGUGGUCAUUUUGUUAAAGGGAUAUACACUAUAUAAACUUGUUGUUUUUACAGAACAGAUUCUUUAAAAAAGAGAGGAACAAUUAAAUAUAUAUAUAUAUAUAUAUAUAUAUAUAAUGUAUAUUUUUAUAUAUAGUACCUCAAGCUAUUUUGUGGUAACACAGGUAACUUUGUGGGUUUAAUAAAUAUGAAUUGCAUAUUUCACACCUUUUUGUCCAGAGGGGUCAUUUGCCAUAGCAUUAUUUCACAGUAUUUCAUACAGUAGUUAGUGCUUUCAUAUUCUCUUGGAGCAUUUAGUAUGUCCUUCUCUGAUCAUAACAUGCAGUAUUAUUACAUUAUUUUUGAGCAUGUUGUAGAAAAGUGUCAAGAACAUUGCCUGACAACAAGGCCAUGCUCGAGACACUAGCUUUUUUGACAUCAGGGAAGACAUAUGAAACUUAAUAGCAAAAAAUAAAUAAGUAAAUUAUGAAAUGAGGAACUCUCACUGCAAAAUCACAUUUUUUAUCCAUCGCAACCAAAGAUAAUCUGUUAUGCAUUUUCCAUAUUAUCUUUAUCAGCUUAUUUACAUACAUGUACACAUUUUCACUCAGUGCUUCCUUUUUUUUUUUUACAAAACAGUGUAAUAUACUCUCAAUGAUCCUACAGUAAAACAGAGACACUUUAUUUAUGUGAUAAUGAUCGUUUAAAUGUUUUAAUUCAAAGCCAAAUUAUUCAUUUCCGUAUUGGUCAGAAUGGUUCACUGUUUAUGAUUAGUCUAGUCUUGUAUCGCUUCUGUUCAUUUUGAUCUACAUUCACCAUCGACUACCUGAGAAUCAGAAGAUAUGAUGCCAUAUUUUUCUCACUCUGCUCAGAUUAUCAUCCCUCGUGUUGUCGGGUUCAUUUCUGUAGCACAGAUUUGUUAUUAGUGUACGAAAAGAGCUCUCUUACCCCUGGGCAAUGUCCUGUGCAUUUCUUCCUGACAUGUCAAUCACUCUCAUGAAAAACACAUGUGUAAAUAUUCCUCAUAUUGUAAUAUUAUUGACAUAUUCAAUAUAUUUGUUUUUACACACUCAAAAUAUCUUGGUGUAACCACUGUGAAUAGACCAAAGCAAAUUAACGUUUAAUCUUUUUUCCCUCAUGUAUGUGCUCGUGUAUGUUUCCUUUGUCAAUCUGUAGUCUUUGUAGUCAUGUAUGUAUAUUUUCCUGUUGUAUAUUUCUUGUAAAAAUGUGUUUUUAAUUAAACAAAGUU
This is a messenger RNA of Onychostoma macrolepis, 5662 nucleotides long. It is a transcript of the gene lzts2a, whose product is annotated as leucine zipper, putative tumor suppressor 2a. Lineage: Eukaryota; Metazoa; Chordata; Actinopteri; Cypriniformes; Cyprinidae. The record is from RefSeq and is a predicted model, not a curated record. The transcript is spliced from 6 exons. Gene Ontology annotation, biological process: cell division; negative regulation of canonical Wnt signaling pathway. The coding region runs from base 766 to 2895 and encodes 709 amino acids.